AUCCUGAAACGGAAAGAGUGAAAAGAGAGGGGGAGAAAAGAAAGAGAGGAGGAAAGACAAGGGAGUGGGAUAUGAGAGAGGAAAACACAACGGAGAAAGACGACUGAGAAAGACAAUAUUGAUAUCUUAAAAAGUGCUAGACGUAGAGAAAGAGAAAUAUAUAUAUAUAUAUAUAUGUAUAUAUAUAUAUAGAGAGAGAGACAGAAUAGGAGUAUCCUGGCAGCUAUCCAGGCCUCAGCCCAAAGCCAGGUCCUGCUGCCGCUUCUUGUCUGUCCAGAACAUGGUGCUGUUCCCACUCUGCAAACUGCUCUCAGGGUCAGUCAGAGUGACCAAGAAGCAGCUGGUCCUGUACUGUCUGCUCCUAUCUCUGCUCGUAUACUUUUUAAGAUGGAGGAGAGCAGUGCUCAAGGUGGACACGCACCCUCUUCCUCUUUCUCUGGAGGCGGAAUCAGGAAGUGUGGUCAGAGACAUAGUGGUGGGCAGUGUGGAGGAACAGCAACAGCGCCUCCCGCUGGAGACAUCCUGGGGCGCUCCUCUGGUGUGGGGCGACUCUAACGGCUCAGCGUGGCGGAGGGCCGAGUUUGCCCACCGCAGCAUCCGCACAGGCCUGCUGACGCUCGCCGUGGGGCCCUAUGGCCACUUCCUACGCCGCUUCCUUUCCUCGGCCGAGCUCUACUUCCUGCCCGGUAACACCGUGGUCUACUACGUUCUUACGGACAGCCCUCGCGCCCUGGAUCCCCCGACCCCGCUGGGCCCUGGCAGAGAGCUGAGGGUGGUCCCUGUGGCAGAGAUGCCCGGCUGGGAGCAUCUGGCCCAGGGCCGCAUGGCCCUGCUGGCAGCCACCAUUAAAGAUUCGGUUAGGCACGAGGUGGAGUACGUCUUCUGCAUGGACGUGGACCAGGAGCUGGUGGCCCCGGUGGGAACUGAGAUCCUGGGGGAGCUGGUGGCCACGCUGCACCCGGAGCUCUACGGCAUGCCCCGCCACACCUUCCCGUACGAGCAUGAGCCCGCCUCGCUGGCCCACGUGGAGGAGGACGAGGGCGACUACUACUACACGUCGGAGCUGUACGGGGGUCUGUGCGCUGAUGUGUACGCCAUGGCCCAGGCCUGCUCCCAGCUCAUCCUCCAGGACCAGGAAAAGGGGCUGAGGGCUCGUGGACUGGAGGAGAGCUACCUCAACCGCUACCUGAUCAACCGCAGGCCCACCUGUGUCCUCUCGCCCGAGUACAGCUGGUGGGACUCAGCCCUGGCCGCCGACGUGCCCACAAGAAGGGUGGUGUCCCUGGGGAGGCAGUGUGACACCCUGGAGCCACAAAAGAGACAGGAGCAGGACUGCUGAGUGUGUUAUUUCUUUGCUUUGUCAUAGAAUUAGAACAACCAUAGAAUGUAGACAAAUUCAAAAAGCAAUCUUAAGGCAAACACAAGGAUCCCUUGGAAUCUGUUGAUGUGUCAGUAAAUAAACUAAUGGCAGCAGA
This is a messenger RNA of Oncorhynchus tshawytscha (Chinook salmon), 1475 nucleotides long. RefSeq names its product globoside alpha-1,3-N-acetylgalactosaminyltransferase 1-like. Gene Ontology annotation, cellular component: vesicle; membrane; Golgi apparatus. Gene Ontology annotation, biological process: carbohydrate metabolic process. Gene Ontology annotation, molecular function: hexosyltransferase activity. The record is from RefSeq and is a predicted model, not a curated record. The coding region runs from base 281 to 1339 and encodes 352 amino acids. NCBI's taxonomy places the organism in Eukaryota, Metazoa, Chordata, Actinopteri, Salmoniformes, Salmonidae. The transcript is spliced from 3 exons.